Messenger RNA from Diorhabda sublineata, 854 nucleotides. RefSeq lists its product as uncharacterized. The transcript has 4 exons. NCBI's taxonomy places the organism in Eukaryota, Metazoa, Arthropoda, Insecta, Coleoptera, Chrysomelidae. Bases 21 to 854 code for a protein of 277 amino acids. The record is from RefSeq and is a predicted model, not a curated record.
AACGAAUAUUGUGAAGCAAAAUGUUCGGGUUUUUCGUUUUCAGUUUGUUCUUUGUUGCCCUUACAUCGGCUGGAACAUCUAAACUCGUAGUUCCCGAACAACAUGCUCAAUCUUCACAUAAUCUAGAAGUUUCUGGAGGAUACGAAUCCGCAGGUUAUGGUGGAGCUGAAAUAAUUGACCAUUUCGCCGAAUCAGGAAGCGUUAGAAAUGGAAAAGGAACCUCAGGAGCAGAAUUAACAAGUUUGGCACACAAUUCGGCAGUACAAGCUAAAAACGCUGUCAGAAAUCAACACACAGCUGGAAGUCAAGCAGCUUUUGGAAUUAAAAGCAGUUUAGCCAGUGCCGCCAUUGGAGCUGCCCAAACCGCUCAAGCUGCUCUUGUAGGUAAACAAGCUAUCAUCCAAAAUCUUAAGAGACAAGUCGUCGACGGUCAACAACAGCUCCAAGCAGAAAUUGCUCAAUUACAACAACUUGAAGCCGUAGCUCAAGUAGCUGCUCAAUCAUCACAAGACUCUCAUGCACUUCUUAACAGCCUUAACGCCGCUUUAGCAGCUGCGCAAGCUGGUGCAUCUCACGCUGAGCAAGCUGCUGCUGAAGCCUCAAACGCGGCUGCCUCCCAGCACGGUAUGGUAGAGGAAGCCAAACAAAACGUAGCACAAAUCUUAUCGCAACUUCAAAGUGCUAUCAGCGAGCUCCAACAAACCGAGGUUUCCGCUAUUAAAGCCGCUGAAGCUGCUCAAAUAGCACAAUCGAAUGCCGCCGCCGCGGGUUUGGCAGUUGCUGCUGCUAGUGCUAAGGAUGGACACAGUGCAGGAUCUAAUGCCGGAUACCAUCAUUCUGGUCAUCAUUACUAA